Messenger RNA from Pseudomassariella vexata, 808 nucleotides. Its product is annotated as CVNH domain-containing protein. NCBI's taxonomy places the organism in Eukaryota, Fungi, Ascomycota, Sordariomycetes, Amphisphaeriales, Pseudomassariaceae. The coding region runs from base 337 to 738 and encodes 133 amino acids. The record is from RefSeq and is a predicted model, not a curated record. The transcript has 3 exons.
UCAUCGCAUGGCUGAUCCUUCUAGGUUCGCCUACCUGCGUGAGGUAAAUACACGCCGGCACUUGUUGAGUUCGCGGGGAUUGAUACCAGUGACUAGUCCAUAAUCAUCGCCAAGCGGGGUUGCCCUUGAGCAGGAGGUUGGCCAACGUUCAUCAUGGGAGUUACUGUCGACUAUCUCGGCCCAACUCUUGCGCCGCUGCAGGGCUCAAAAAUUAUCAAAGUAUAUAAGACGGUCAUCGACGCGGGAAUGUCUCUUCUACCGAACUGCCACUGAGCCUACACACUUGACUCUAAUUACACUUCAGAACCCUCAUCUUAACUGCUCCCAUCCAUCAUAAUGAAGUCCCCACUCACUAUCCUCGCAUUCAUCAUCACUCUAGCCGCCGCUGGCGACUGGGGCAAGUCGUGCUUCGAUGAGACACUGGAUCCCGUGACCGACGUGCUCACUGCCACCUGCCGCACUGGCGAUGGGAGAGGAAUUACGAAAUUGACUUCGCUCGAUUUGAACGAUUGCUACAAGUAUCAAAAUAACAAGAUUGAGCCGAGCUUCCAUGGAAACUUCAGUAAUUCAUGCACCGACUGCGCAAUCAUCCGCUUGCCAGAUCCCGUUUACGACGUCGUGGGCAUUUUACACCCUUGGAUGAAUUGCACGUGUGUGGGUGCCCCAACUGAAGUUGCUAUUAAUACCGAUGCGGAAAUUGAUAACCGCUUUGGAAACCUGAUGUGCAACAUACCGUAGGUGGGUUGAGACAUGGUGUUUGGAGGGAUGCAUGUGGUACUUGAAUAGCAUUUCGUUAAGCUUUCAGAAG